Molecule: messenger RNA, 984 nt
Organism: Balaenoptera ricei (Rice's whale)
Lineage: Eukaryota; Metazoa; Chordata; Mammalia; Artiodactyla; Balaenopteridae
Product: testis-specific H1 histone
Exons: 2
Coding region: 1-984 (327 amino acids)
Source: RefSeq, a predicted model, not a curated record
AUGUGGGUAGAUGGCGUGCAGCACCACAGGAAAAAUAGUGACCUUCAGAAAGCGGCCGAGAUCAAGAUCAAUGAGAAGUAUGAACAUAAGAGCAGGAAACAAAACCCUGGACAUUAUGAAGUGAGUGAGGUCCAAAGCCAGCGGCCCAGCGGAAGUGGGAGCGGGGCCAUGGCUGACGGGGCCGAGCCCAUGGGCCAAUCCCAAGGUGCUGAAGUUAAAACCCAGCAGCCCACGGAAAAUGUCCUCGGGGGACCGCCGAGGCAGGGCCCGCUCUCCGUGCUCAAAGUGUCCCAGCUGUUGCUCCGAGCCAUCACUGCGCACAAAGGGCUGACUCUGGCAGCUCUCAAAAAGGAGCUCAGAAGUGCCGGCUACAGAGUGCGCAGGAAGUGCGGCCGCCACUCGCGCGAAGGGUCCAGGUCCCGUGUGAAGGGCGCUCUCCUCCGGGUCAGUGGCAGCGACGCCGCCGGCUACUUCAGGGUCUGGAAGAUUCUGAAGUCGAAGAGAAAGCCGGGACGCUCGAGGUUGGAGGAGGGUGUCCGCUCGCCCAGGAGAACCCCUCUCGGGACGCGGAGCCCACGCAGGCGCUGCGGGAGACGCAGGGCGGCCAAGAAGGCCCGGGAAGUGUGGAGACAGAGCUCGAGGGCACACAGGAGGAUGAGGAGGUUAAGGCCAAGGGCCAGGGAACCGGUGAGUUCCAGAGCCAAGGAGGAAGGGAGGGCCAAGGCAGUGGACGAGGGGAGAGGACGGACCGAGAAGGAAGACAUCAGGCCCAGGACCCGAGACGAGAGGAGGCCACGCUCAAAGCCCAGGGAAGAGAAGAAACAGGCCCAGGAGAAGCCAGUAAAAUUGACCAUCCAGAAGCCAACCUCCGUUAAUACCGACGGGGCUUCGAAUAGGCAGGGGAAGACUCACGACCCAAGGGCUGCUCGCACAAAGACUUCCAUUAAAUCUGAAGGUCCUCAGAAUGCAGCCGGGAAUCCAUAG